Molecule: messenger RNA, 940 nt
Organism: Arabidopsis lyrata subsp. lyrata
Lineage: Eukaryota; Viridiplantae; Streptophyta; Magnoliopsida; Brassicales; Brassicaceae
Product: heavy metal-associated isoprenylated plant protein 47
Exons: 3
Coding region: 468-848 (126 amino acids)
Molecular function (GO): metal ion binding
Source: RefSeq, a predicted model, not a curated record
CUUAUUGGGACAGAUAUAUGUUUCAAAGAAGACAAAAACCCCAAUGGCACAGUGGUAAUUUAAACACUGGAACCAUUGGCAAAUCUGUCAGGGAAAUGGGCGACCUUGUGUAUCAAGUUAAAAAGCAUGUAACAGUGAAACCCAUUCACAAAACUACUUAAUUUCUUCUUCUCUUCCCAUUUGUUUCUUCUUUCCUUCUUGUUGGAGUGAAUCAAAGGACCGAACAAAAGAGACAAGAAAUUGGCAUUUCAGUUGUUGGUGUCUGAUCGGUCAAGAAGAAAUUUCUCUCUCUCUGUUUUUUUCUGGCGAAGUCUGAAACUCUGUGUGUAGAAGCUUCUUAGCUUUUGAAAUCCGUGCAAAAAGGAGACUAAUUUAGGGUUUGGUCCUCUUACUCCUAUCUGAGGAACUUUUGGCUUCGAUUCUGCAAAAACAAACGCUUUUGAGAGAGACAAAGCUUCGUCAGGACAAUGAAGCAAAAGAUGCGUAUCAAAUUGUCAGUGAACAGUGAAAAAUGCAGGAAGAAGGCAAUGCAAGUGGCAGUUGUUGCAAAUGGUGUAACUUCAGUGGCGAUGGAAGGGGAAUUUCAGGAUGAGCUUGUGGUUGUUGGAGAUGGAGUGGAUGCAGCGUCUUUGAUUAUGGCCUUGAGGAAGAAAGCAUGUCAUGUCACUCUUGAGACUCUUGAAGAAGUGAAGAAGCCACAGAAGAAGCCACAGGUCGAAGAGAAGUCUGUUACACCGCAUUGCUGCAUAGCUCAAUGUCCUGUGGUUAGCAAUGAGCAGCCAAGGCCUGAGGUUUAUAGAAUAGUGCAUGAUUCUUAUGGUCCAACUACUGGGUGCUUAGUUAUGUAAAAGAAGACUAACGAUAUAGAUUCCAUUUCCAUUCAAAGUUUAAACCUUUUAGUACAUGUAUACAAAUGACAAAUUGCAGAAAUCAAACAACA